AUGGCGGAAGGAGGAGCGGCUGAUCUGGAUACCCAGAGAGGAGAAGUCGCAGCGCUGCUGAAAACACAGCUACGAAAGGGAGAUACUUGGUAAGAGUUUGCCGAUAACUUUUUAAAGGUCUUAGGAGGGUGCUUGCUGACUCUGUCGGGGCUGUCAAAGUGCCAAACCAGCGGAUAGCGAGUGUGACAGGCCGUGUUGACAGUUACCGAGCCAGUUAACGUUAGCAAGUCAGUCAGUUAGUUAUCAAGUCAGUCAGCUUCUGCCAGCUAAAGCUAGCCAGCGGGUUCGCUACAUUCCACAGUUUUUAGUGACCAAGUUAUUUGCCAACAUGGUAUUGUCUAGAUACAUACGUAUGUUACCAACGUAGUUAGUAAAAUACAUUUAUUUUCCCAAUGAUUUCAGUUUCAUGAUCUUCCGAUUCCAAGCUUGCUAACUUGAUUUCAAGUGGUUUGCCCGUGACGUGAGCUCAUCUGACAAAUCAGGGUCGUGAAAAGCACCUGUCAAAAUUGCUUAGCAUGCAAACUAGCUAACACACUCACAAAUGUGCCAGUAUGAAACUAGCUAGCUGCUGACAAUUGAUGUUUAGUAACAAUCAAGUGUCUGAACUAGCUAGCUCCCACUAUGUUAGCAAGCAUCUGUUUUGUGAUAAUUGUAACAUUCCUUACAUUGUUUAACGUUACUCCAUCAAAUUAAUAUUAUGUUUUAACUAAUCAUAACAGAUCAGCUGCUGGUCAUUCUGAAAUAACCCCUUUGUCUCGAGUUCUUCUCUCCUCUAAUAAACAAAGAUUACAGAGGAGACUUUUGUAACCUGAGGUCUUUCUCUCAGCCCUGCUGGUUAGUGGAUACCCUGCCUGUACUUUGGUGCUUCACACUUUUUGUUAUUUUGUGUGUUAUUUUUUUACUUAUCAGAUACCGUCUGUUACCACACUCAUUAGAUAUAGUCUAGCGUGAUCUCAGAUCUAAAUAAUCAGUGCUCUCGCUCGCUCUUUCUGCAUAGGUACCUAGUGGACAGCCACUGGUUCAAACAGUGGAAGAAGUAUGUGGGCUUUGACAGCUGGGACAAAUAUCAGAUGGGAGACCAGAAUGUCUACCCUGGACCAGUGGACAACUCGGGGCUCCUUACAAGUGGUAAGAUGCACCACACUCAGACCUCUUUGAAGCAAUAUUUAUUGUCAAUCUCUGGAGAGAUUAGUGGAAAUGGUGACUUCAUAAUGUGGUCCUCUGUAGCUCAGCUGGUAGAGCACGGCGCUUGUAACGCCAAGGUAGUGGGUUCGAUCCCCGGGACCACCCAUACACAAAAAAAUAAUGUAUGCACGCAUGACUGUAAGUCGCUUUGGAUAAAAGCGUCUGCUAAAUGGCAUAUUAUAUUAUUAUUAUUAUUAUUAUAAUGUGUGCUUUUACUCAUCCCCAGUGUGUCCGGAUGAACCCACCACUGUUUUGCGCAGUACAGGAUGUUUAGAGUGAACAUCAUGAUGUAUCUUACCUAAUAUAUCAAACUAAAGGCUGUUAUACUUUCAAUUUCUAUAGGCUAUGACUAUGUCACUACUAUGACAGAAAAAGUAGGUCUAUAAUUGACUCUGUAAACAUAAAUGAAAAUGGUCAAGGGUAGCCUACCUCUGGUCUAUAGAAAGCUCUCUGUUGCUUUGUGUGUUAUUGUGUGAGAAACUGCCAUUAUGAGUAGGCCACCACCAGUGAAGCUCGCCCUAAUGAAUGACCCAUUAUAACCCUACCCAUACAUAGUCCUAUAAUGGUUCCCUUUAAGAAACCCUCUUUCACCACUAAACCUGGGUCAUAUUCAUUAUGGCAAACAAACAAAAAUGAAGAUUGUUAUUGGCCAGGUUCAGGUAGUCCUUCCGUGUCAGUCCGUUUUCUUCUGUUUGUUGCCUAAUGAACAUGACCCUAUUCUCUCUCUCUCUCUCUCUCUCUCUCUCUCUCUCUCUCUCUCUCUCUCUCUCUCUCUGUGUCUGUCUGUCUCUCUCUCUGUUGUGAGUAGAUGGGGAUGUUCUGGCCAUCAAGGAGCACCUCAUUGAUGAGCUGGACUACAUCCUGGUCCCAACAGAAGGCUGGAAUAAGCUAGUGAGCUGGUAUGCACUGAUGGAGGGACACGAGCCUGUUUCACGCAAGGUAAGAAUGGGUGACAUUAUUAGUGGCUAAUUAUGGCUGGUGUGGUCCAAUAUCUUGUUGUUUUUAAAUGGUCAAAUAAAAUAAUGUUCAGCUACUGUAGGGGUAUAAGAGCUGGUUGGGCACAGUACACGUAGCGUUGGGCACAGUGCACGUAGCGUUGGGCACAGUGCACGUAGCGCCAGUGCUACAGCGGUAAUCAGAUGAAAGAGAAGCUCAGUCAAAGCUCAGGUACUUUUAUGUGAACUGGUGAAUAGUAUGAGGUAAGAUAAUAUGGUCAGUACACAAUUACAUUUCAAUGGUUGCCGUCAGGCCUGUUUGUUGAUGGCCUACUCGUAGCUGAAGAGCUUAUUGUGGUGUGAGAGGAGUAAUUGAAGUUUCACUGUGUCAAAAUCUUGGAUGUGUUCUAUAGGGUUGGAUUGAUCAAUACACCUCAACACAGGUCAGAUUGGGACGAUUGUGAAAAAGGAUACCAGGAUAACUUUGAUUUCUAGAUCGAUAUUAAGGCCUACCCAGCUAGUAACUGAAUCUCAAGCAUAAGCUAUCUUAAUGUUUAGGUGAUGUCUUUCUCACUAUGUCUUCUUCAAGAGAAACAGCUGGACUGGUCAUGCGAUUUGAUACAAUUUAGCUACCGGUAUUCCAAAUAUGCUAGCUAUUAUUUGUAAUAUGUGGACUGAAAGUAGCAUGCUGUAUAAGGACUUCAUUGGUUUUUAAAACGUAAUGUGGACCCUAUCACAGAUGCUUACUGAUGCAAUGUUGUCCUCAGAAGAUCAGAUUUUCUAAAGUGGAAGUAGGCUACAUUGAUAUUAUUUAGUUGCUUUUUUAUUCAGUGUGCUUUGGGUUUAACUCUGACAACUGACUUCAGUAUAAGCCAGUAACUCACAUAAGGAUUGUGUUCCCGGAAACACCGGCAAAGGGGUUCUGCUAACGUAGGGCUAUUUUCUAACAGCUAACUGCCAGCCAGGCCUACUGUACUUCCGUGAGCCCAGACAUAGCUUUCUGCAUUUUCAAAUCUAGCCAGUCAUCGCAUCAUGGCUGCUGCACUGCUUUCUCUUUCUCCCCCCCAUUGAUCCUCCCCUUUUUGCCAUGUAUGUUGUGGGGGGUAUCGAGUUGCCCUGGCCGUUUCUAUUUUCAGAGAGUGCUGUGGAUGACUGAAACACCGCUACAUGGAGCGAGCUACGAGACACAACAUGCAGGAGGUUUUCUUUUCUUUCUUUCUCACUUUUUGGGGUUCUUGUCAGACUGUGUUGGAAUUGAUUUUCCGGGUUCUCCUCUUGCGGUUCCACUCAGGUUCUCUACGUUGAGGCUCACCCGGGGAGUGAUUCUAGAGUGUCCUUGUUUUUUGAAGUGGAGGAAUGCUGGCUGAGGUCAAACAGAGAGAGAGAGAGAGAGAGAGAGGCUUUUUAAGAGAGAGGGGAAAGAGAACGAGGGAGAGAUGGCCUAGCCUAAGCAGAAAGUGAGGGGGCGGGGUAGAUCUGUUCUCGUUGGUUCUUAGCAUAGCUGUUUAAGAACUUUGUGACAUUUCUGUUCUGUCAGAGUUUGUUACUGUGAGACUUGCAACUUGCCUUUUGUCUCUGCUUUGUGUGGAACACAUGGCUGGGCAUUCAUUGUAUAAGGAGGGCAGUGUCUGGUGGUGGGUGAAUCUGACCCAUGCCUACAGCUGAUGUCAUGGGCUGGGGCAGGUCUGUACCCUGUGGUGUGGGUCCAGCCACCAGCGGAGGGGCUGUGUGAAAUGAAUAGGAAUGGACCCUUCAGCUGUCUCUACGCUCUGGGGCUAUAUUAAGAGUCUUCGUGACUCGCUCCUGUCAAGGGAGUUAGAAAGUGUAGCCUAUAGUUUAUACACUUAAAGUGCUUUCAGUGUAUAGAUAGGCCUAUUAAUUGGGUAGCCAAAUUCUUAGUUUGUUUCUGUUUUGUUGUUGUUUUUGUCCCAAAUAAUGAGCUUGAUUAUUCUAAUGCCAUACGCUGUGUUCUUUAGUUCUUGUUUUCUUGGUAAAGUUCGUGAAUGCUUCUCUGUUCACUGUUGAAGAGUUUUAGGAAGUUCAUACUUGCGAUCAUUCAGCCAUGCAAAUCUUGCCCGUAUUGGAACAAUGUCAUGAUGAGUUUAAUUAGCAAAGAAUAUUUUAGUUUCCUUCAUAUGCCAUCAUGUAUGACAAAUGCUUUGAACAAAAUGAACAAUGUAAUGGGUUUAAUUGGCAAAAUUGUAACCGAGUGAUGCCUAUUUUCUUCUCAUGCCAUCUGUCAUGUAAGACAACUUUAACAUUGUCAAGUGUUUAAUUUGCAAAACAAACCUUUACACAAGAGGAAAUCAACCAAAUUAUUAACAAUCUGCCAUGAUGUAAGACACUCUUUAUUGCCAUAUUUCUACAGGUGGUAGAACAGGGUAUGUUUGUGAAGCACUGCAAGGUGGAGGUGUACCUCACAGAGCUGAAGCUGUGUGAAGACCGCAACAUGGACAACGUGGUCACCAGACGCUUCAGCAAAGCAGACACGAUA
Molecule: messenger RNA, 4614 nt
Organism: Coregonus sp. 'balchen'
Lineage: Eukaryota; Metazoa; Chordata; Actinopteri; Salmoniformes; Salmonidae
Source: the annotation of a GenBank genome assembly